Messenger RNA from Lindgomyces ingoldianus, 860 nucleotides. RefSeq lists its product as uncharacterized. The record is from RefSeq and is a predicted model, not a curated record. Bases 1 to 777 code for a protein of 258 amino acids. Lineage: Eukaryota; Fungi; Ascomycota; Dothideomycetes; Pleosporales; Lindgomycetaceae. The transcript has a single exon.
AUGCCCGAAGAGCCUAAAUGGUCGGCUUCAUUAAGUGCGCCCCAAAGUUCCACAUCUUAUCGUGAUCCGUUCUUCGCUCCUCCACUCAAAGAGAAGCAUCCAGCGGCAUCGACGGAACUUUUUUCUUGGACCGGUGUCCUACCAACGCCUCCGUCGAUUAAUCGAGAUCCGCAUCCUAUGUAUCCUUGGGGGCAGCAGAACUACUACGGACUCCAAAGCCAGAGCGGGUAUGGAUCUAAUGCAACACCGGAAUUCGUUCAGCAUCCUACUGUCGGAGCUACAACGUCGUUUACUCCGUAUGACACAUAUGAGACACCACCAAGUUAUGCUGAAGCAAUUAGUCCUCGUUCCCAAGGGGAACGGCCCGCCUCUGGAAUGAGACAAGACCAAGAACUCAGCAUACCCAAUGCGUUGCCCAUAGGGACGAAUAGUGAGGAGGAAACCCAAGCCGCCGGCCAAAGUAGAUCUGGGCCGGCAAGCGCAACCCCCCUUGAAGAGUUGACUCUUACAUGUAAAUUCUGCGGGGUGGGUUUCAAGGAGAUGUACCGGAAUGGGAACCAGAAAAGACAUAUUCGCCAGCUCCAUGCAGAAUGCGAGCAAGCAUUCAAACUAGCAGAUGCUCGCAGAAGGCACAGAUUGAGACAGCACCGCGUGUCGACUCCUACGAAGAAGAAACGAAACGUAAAAGGCCGAGCUCGUUUUUCGACGCUGGAUGAACCCAAACCUUACAUCCCAACUCCAUUAUUUGAAGCUAAGGAGCAAAACAAGCUCUCUUAGAUACAUUUAAGAACCACAGAUCCUCGAAGAUAGGACCCAUCGAGGCCCUUGGAUCUACAACGCCAAAGGGUUUCACCGAAAAU